AUGCUGUUUCUUGCUCGAAGAGCCGCUGGCAGCGGGGCUGUCGCAGCGUCCAGGGGACUCUCGGGGUUCCGAUCUGCGUCGAGAAGAAGUCUGCUGUCGACCCUCGCCAUUCUGGAGCAGAGAGAAGGUCAAUUGAACCAUGGCUCACUGAGCGCCAUCACAGCAGCAAAGAAGCUGGGUGGAUCGAUCCACGGCUUUGUAGCGGGAAGCAACAUCAAGGGUGUUGCCGAUGAGGCGGCAAAGGUUGAAGGUGUCGAGAAGGUCAUUGCAGUCAACAAUGCCGCGUACGACAAGGGUCUCCCCGAGAACUUCGCACCACUGUUGGUCGAGAACAUCAAGAAGGGUGGCUACACCCACAUCAUCGCUGGACACACUGCCUUUGGAAAGAACUUGAUGCCCCGCGUUGCCGCCAUGCUGGACUCGCAGCAAAUCUCCGAUAUUACUUCGAUAGAGGGUGAGAACACCUUCGUCCGCCCAAUCUACGCCGGCAAUGCCAUCGCGACAGUAGAAUCAUCCGACGAGAUCAAGGUUAUAACCAUCCGAGGCACGGCCUUCCCCGCGGCCGAAGUUGCCAGCGGCUCAGCUGCGGUGGAGGAUGGUGUUGAUCCCAAGUCUGACUCUGCUACUGAGUGGGUGUCAGAAGAUCUUGCCAAAUCAGACAGGCCAGACCUGGCUACCGCUGGGAGGGUUGUUUCUGGCGGCAGAGGCCUCAAGUCUAAGGAGGAGUUCGACAAGGUUAUGCUGCCCCUGGCCGAUUCUCUGGGUGCUGCCGUUGGCGCCUCCAGAGCCGCUGUUGAUAGCGGGUACGCUGAUAACAGCUUGCAAGUUGGACAGACUGGUAAGGUCGUUGCGCCUCAGUUGUACCUGGCUGUUGGCAUUUCGGGUGCCAUCCAGCACUUGGCUGGUAUGAAGGACAGCAAGGUCAUUGCCGCCAUAAAUAAGGAUGCCGAUGCCCCUAUUUUCCAAAUCGCGGACGUUGGGCUCGUGGGGGAUUUGUUCGACAAGGUGCCAGAACUGACUGAGAAGAUCAAGCAGUAA
Colletotrichum fioriniae is the source of this 1038-nucleotide messenger RNA. It is a transcript of the gene ETF1, whose product is annotated as Electron transfer flavoprotein alpha-subunit. Gene Ontology annotation, cellular component: mitochondrion. Gene Ontology annotation, biological process: fatty acid beta-oxidation using acyl-CoA dehydrogenase. NCBI's taxonomy places the organism in Eukaryota, Fungi, Ascomycota, Sordariomycetes, Glomerellales, Glomerellaceae. The record is from RefSeq and is a predicted model, not a curated record. Gene Ontology annotation, molecular function: flavin adenine dinucleotide binding; electron transfer activity.